This is a messenger RNA of Malurus melanocephalus (red-backed fairy wren), 3220 nucleotides long. It is a transcript of the gene NEURL1B, whose product is annotated as neuralized E3 ubiquitin protein ligase 1B. Gene Ontology annotation, biological process: ubiquitin-dependent endocytosis. The record is from RefSeq and is a predicted model, not a curated record. Gene Ontology annotation, cellular component: early endosome. Lineage: Eukaryota; Metazoa; Chordata; Aves; Passeriformes; Maluridae. Gene Ontology annotation, molecular function: ubiquitin protein ligase activity. The transcript is spliced from 4 exons. The annotation marks the transcript as partial.
ACACGAGCCACCAGGCCCGCUCGGUGUCCAGCCGGCCCUACUACAGCCUGCCCAACAGCAGCCAUGAGCGCCGCUCGGUGCUGGCCAUGGCGGAGCCGCCGCGCUUCCACGCGCAGGCCAAGGGCAAGAACGUGCGUCUGGACGCGCACUCACGCCGGGCCACGCGCAGGAACAGCUUCUGCAACGGCGUCACCUUCACCAACCGGCCCAUCCACCUGUACGAGAAGGUGCGCCUCAAGCUGGUGGCCGUGCACCACGGCUGGAGCGGCGCCCUGCGCUUCGGCUUCACCAUCCACGACCCGUCGCAGAUGAGCUCCGAGGAGAUACCAAAGUACGCCUGCCCCGACCUCGUCACCCGCCCCGGUUACUGGGCCAAGGCUCUGCCCGAGCGCUUUGCGGUCAGGGACAAUAUUUUGGCCUUCUGGGUGGACCGGCACGGCAGAGUUUUCUACAGUAUUAACGAYGAGGAGCCCAUCUUGUUUCACUGUGGUAUCAAAGUCUCCGGCCCGCUCUGGGCGCUCAUAGAUGUCUACGGCAUCACCCACGAGGUGCAGAUCCUAGACAGCAUGUUUGCAGAGACCAUGAGCAGCGCCCGKCUCAGCAGCGCCCGCCUCAGCACUUGCCUUCCGCAGAGCAACCACGACUCGGCCAACUUCAACAACAACGAGCUGGAGAACAACCAAGUGGUGGCCAAAAUCGCCAACCUCAACCUGAGCCGGGUCCCGGGGCUCGGCACUGACAACCACAUCAUCCCCUGCUGCCCCAACCGGCGGCAGCACGCCCAGGGACUGCCGGCUUUCCUGGACACRGACCUGCGCUUCCACCCCACGCGCGGCCCCGACAUCACCUUUUCCCAGGACAGGAUGGUGGCCUGCACCAACUGGCAGGAGAGCAGUAGGACUUUGGUGUUUUCCGACCGGCCUUUGCACAUCGGGGAGAGYCUCUUUGUGGAAGUGGGACACUUGGGGCUGCCCUACUACGGGGCCCUCUCGUUCGGCAUCACUUCUUGCGAUCCGAGCACUUUACGGACAAACGAGCUCCCGGCGGAUCCGGACUUUCUGCUGGACCGCAAGGAGUACUGGGUGGUUUACAGAGCGUUCCCRGUCCUCAACAACGGUGACAUCCUCAGCUUCAUGGUCCUGCCCAACGGGGAGGUGCACCACGGGGUCAACGGCGCCAGCCGGGGGAUGCUGAUGUGCGUGGACACCUCGCAGUCMCUCUGGGUGUUUUUUACAAUCCACGGUGUGAUCAACCAGCUCAAAAUCCUGGGCACGGUGCAGUCCAGCCCGGUGACGGUGUCUCCCUCAGGAUCCCCCGGUGGCUCCCAGUACGACAGCGACUCGGACAUGGCCUUCAGCGUCAACAGGUCAUCGUCAGCCUCAGAGUCCUCACUGGUGACUGCCCCCAGCUCCCCCCUGAGCCCUCCCAUCUCUCCCGUCUUCUCCCCUCCGGAGCCAUCGAGCAGCAAGAACGGCGAGUGCACCGUUUGCUUUGACAGCGAGGUGGACACGGUGAUCUACACCUGCGGACACAUGUGCCUCUGCAACACCUGUGGUCUUAAGCUGAAGAAGCAGCUCAACGCCUGCUGCCCCAUCUGCCGACGGGUCAUCAAAGACGUGAUUAAAAUCUACCGCCCGUAGCUGCGGGAAGGGGCAGCGCCGCUCGCAAACCACGCCUUUCCGUCCCUGCUUCUGGGUUAUCGUGCUGGUCAGUCGUUAUCAAGUGGCUCGUUAUCUGUGUUUCCUUAUUUGACUGCUAGGGCACAAUUCAGGGAGCGAAGCUGAGCAUCGUGCGGGCACGGCUGCGGUGCCGGCCCGGGGAUCGCCGGGACCCGAGGCAGCUGCAAAUGAGAAAUUUCCCGUGCCAAGGCUGUUUUAUCCCUCCUCCCGCUGCGGGGAAAGCUGGCUGUGGGGUGGGUUGGGAUGGGGAGGUUGGCACUUGGGCAGUGCCAGGUGCCACUGGGCUCCCGACCCUAAAAUUUGGCUCUGGGCUGCUGCCAGGGGCUUUGUGCUGUGGUGGAGCAAAACUGGGAUAAGGAUCUGCGGGAGGGAACAAAGGGGACAGGAUCCAUCUGGAAAUGUCACGUAAGAACUAGCUCAGGCCAGCUCAUGGCACAGCCACAUUGUCACUUGUUUGGGUUUCAUCCCCACAAACAGCCUCGUGGGGACAUGGAGAUGCUGGUCUGGGACAGAUGAAGCAGCCUUUUGUUUUUGGGGCAGAACAGGAGCUUUUUGAGAGCCAGGGAGCUGCCCUGGGGUAGCAGUGAGGGACACGAACCCACCCCGAGCCCGGGCAGCCCCUGCAGCGAUGGAGCUGUGAGGAGAGCUCAGGCCGGCCCUGCUGCCUUCUGAAGCCAUAAACUGCAGCCUGUGGGUGGCAGGGGGUUUGGAUGGGCACAYUGCAGCCCUGCCUUGGGCAAUGAURGCUUUGUCACCUCCACACAUUUUGCUGUGCCCUCCUGGCUGGUGGCACAGCUGCCGUGUCACCCCAUCCUCAACCUCCCCCUGCAGCCGGUGCCAUGGCAGGGCUCAGCCUUCCUCCUGCCCCACCAUGGGGAUUUUUCUUUUUGAGCCUGUGGUGAGAAAUUAAUUUCUGACCCAGUCCCAACAGGCUCAUUUUUAUUUUCUGGGGCUGUCUGUGCUGAUUUUACCUGUUUUCUCCUGCCUUUSCAGGUUUCCCAGCACAGCUCCCAGYUGCCUGCACGCUGGGUCUCAACUGUAGAUGAGACCUUGUUGAGAAAAACAGGGACUAUCUCACUUGGCUUUACUUAGGAGGAAAGAAAAAGGCUCUGAGGCUGGUAUUAGAUGUUGGGAUUUCAACGGUAAAUGGGUUUUGGGUGUGGUGUCAGCGACAGGCAGCAGCUGGAGGAGCUGGGCUGGGYUGAGGAGCUCAGCAUCCUUCUUCCCUGCCCUCCAUCCUCCAUCCUCUGCCCCCUGCACAYCCCUUUGAGUCCUUCAGCCUGAGCCCAGCCAGUUUCCAGCUGCUCCAGGCUCAUCCAGAGGGGAAAAGAGAGGAUGGAAAUGGGAGGAUGAGAGCGGAGCUGUGUCACCGCAGCUUGGUGACCGUGUGCCACCGAGGGCGUAACAACAGCUUUCAGAAAGGUGCAAUUACCACAUUUGAGUCUGGAGAAAGGAAAAAUGGAUCAACAACUGUACAUUUCGGGGCUUCUGGGUGCAGCCUGAGGGAUGUGUGGCCACCCCCUCUCUCCUCCAGGGCUGUG